AUGGGGACAGCAGGACUCAGCAGAAAGUAUGCUUUCAAGUCAAGCUUCCCGCCCUUGAUGUCAGAUCUAGCGGCCAAGAAACUAUUCAGUUUAGGACCUAAGUUGUGGCUCAAAUGUGUCUUAAAAGGCACCAUUCUUCUACAAGCUGCCGUUUGCCACGCCUCACUCUUUUCCCGCCAAACACGGCACUGUUCGGAGAAUUCCAAACGGCUGACGGCCACAUUCAGAGGCGCGAAGCCUCUGUGGACUCCACGUUCUCGCACCUUCUGCAGAACUCCAGCCAUGGCUUGUAAGAAAUACUAUUUCGAACAUGACAUUUAUGGUGUGGGCUUCUAUGAAGAAGAAGUAACAAGUGAACUCCAGCAAAGGAGGGCUACAGCAGCAAAUGCCAGCCACAGUGAAGAAGUUGCAGGCAUCCUGGAGGAGCUGGGCCACCUAAAUGCUGUGAUUGACCACAACUACAACCGUGAAGAGAAGAACAGCACCCGUGGGAAGUCCCGUCAACCUGUACAAGGAAGGCAGGAGCCAGUUUUUCGGAAGCCAACCAGGUGUUGUGGAAAGCCGUACAAGUUCACUCCUGAACAACUACUUGAACUAGACAGAGUUUUCGAAGAAACUCAGUACCCUGAUGAACUCAAAAGGAAAGAGCUUGCAGAGCUCAUUGAUGUGGAAGAAUGCACAGUGAAGGUUUGGUUCAAUAAUCGGAGAGCCAAACUUAAGAAAGAUCAGAGGGCAUUAAUGCGCAAAAGCACCCCUCCUGGUAAACAUAACCUGAAGAUUUUGAAGGAAACCAAGAAUGUCGUUGUUCUUCAGGAGCCUCUUAGGGAUGACUUUUUCUUCUAUGAGCCACACGUUGGCCACCCAAAUUGGCAGUGAC
Molecule: messenger RNA, 877 nt
Organism: Peromyscus maniculatus bairdii (prairie deer mouse)
Lineage: Eukaryota; Metazoa; Chordata; Mammalia; Rodentia; Cricetidae
Product: arginine-fifty homeobox-like
Biological process (GO): regulation of transcription by RNA polymerase II
Molecular function (GO): RNA polymerase II transcription regulatory region sequence-specific DNA binding; DNA-binding transcription factor activity, RNA polymerase II-specific
Source: RefSeq, a predicted model, not a curated record